GAUUGUAAAUGCAAAUGGCUGUCGCGAUCAUGUAGGCUUUCGUUCCCGCGUGUCCAAGUCGAAUGACCGUAAGAUCGUCGAAUACGAUUGGUAUGUAGUGACCAAUAUCGGCGUAUAAACAUAAGAAAAUAUUGUUUACGCGCAUAUCGUUAAAAUUAAUAUAAAGCGGAUUGGUCUAUACGGGAAAUAUUACUUGCGGCGAGAGACCUCGCGGCAAAGCUCAUCCGGUAACCGCGUCGAGGCGAGCAAACUUGUGGAAUUCGUGAUGAAUCGAUAGUUAGGUGAUUCUGCAGCGAAAAAUACGGAGAAAAUUCAUUGUCGCCACGCAGAUGGUUGCCACACUAUUCUCGACAAUCGUCACCGGAAAAUUUCUAUAUAUCGACUGGCAGGCGCAUCUAUAUACAUAUAUAGUUAAUAGACACUAAAGAAAAUUUUAAUAAUACCAAGAUGCCUGCGGUCAGUGUUUGCGAUCCUAUUACGGCUAGACUCCAUCGUACUUUGGACAGCAGUCCGUCUAAAGUAACAGAUGAUCUGUCAAUUGAUUUAGUCAAUGGCACUUCUCGUAUUUUGCAAACAGAAGUUCAAUAUAAAGAAGCUAAUGAUUAUCAAACAUCAAUUUUGGAUCAACUGAAAGCUAAGUGCAUUGUACUUAGUUUACCUUCCUCUGAAAACAUAGAAGAGAACAAAGUCAAGGAUAAUGCAAAUUAUAAAAAGAAAAGUGAUGUGAAUAAAGGACCUGUUUUACCAGAACCAGCCAUCACUUUAUAUUCUCCAAAAAAAGUACAUUUGGGAUGGAAAGCCACAUUUCCAGUUGGAGCGGGCAUGCUUAAUAUAGGGAAUACAUGUUAUCUGAAUAGUACUCUUCAGGCAUUGUUUCAUGUCCCAGCUCUUGUCAACUGGUUGUUAUCUGAUCCACAUCACAAUUCCAAAUAUGAACAAAGUGUUUUAGAUGGCAGUACAGAAUGCCUUACGUGUGCAGUGGCCAAAACUUUACAGUUUAGUCAUUUGAAGUCUGGAGGUGCAAUCAAGCCAUUUCAUAUAUACAAUAAGCUAAAAUCCAUUUGCCGAACUAUGAUGCAUGGGCAGCAAGAAGAUGCUCAUGAAUUUUUACGUUAUUUAUUGGAGGGAAUGGAACGUGCAUAUUUGACUAGGCAUAAAGCGACUAAAUUAGAUAGCUAUUCUAAGGAAACGACACCAAUUAACCAAAUAUUCGGUGGUUAUAUACGUACUGAAGUAAAGUGCCUGCAGUGUCAACAUGUAUCUACCACAUUUCAACACUUUCAGGACUUGCUUGUGGAUAUACGUAAAGCAAAUACAUUGGACGAAGCACUAAAUGGUUACUUCAGUAGAGAACAAUUGGAUAACAAUGAUUACAAGUGCGAAGCCUGUAAAAGAAGAGUUCCUGCUACCAAACAAUUUACACUAGAACGCCCGCCGAAAGUGUUGUGUGUACAAUUGAAGCGAUUUAGCGUUGGAGGAGGAAAGAUAUCCAGACACAUCGGUUUUAAACAGACUAUAGAUAUGAGCCGAUACUUGUGGAGAGAACCGGGCGAGUCUCCUAAGCAGCUCACGUAUAAACUUAUGUCCGUGGUGACACACAUGGGUCCUUCCGUGAAUUGCGGCCACUAUACAGCGAUCGCGCAAGUGUCGAGCGGUCAAUAUUAUACCUUCGAUGAUGCCUGCGUUCGUCCGAUAAGCCUUAAUAACGUAUUAAGUACAAACGCAUACAUUAUGAUUUUUGAAAUGAAUAGCUCUAGCCAGAAUCAACAGACUGCCAAAGUAAAUGGCACGACAUCCGCGAAGAGCGUGUCGACUCCGCUACCUAGUUCUACGAAUAAAUCUGUCGUAUCGAAAGCAUCCACAUCUGCCGGAUGUUCCGCAAACGGAUCAUUGAGCGAUUUAUCAAGCGGCAAUGAUAAUUCGGAUAACACAUUAAUCGGCCCGCAGUUGCCGACGCAAAGAAGCGUAGAAUUGAAUCUUCCUACACCGCAGAAGUGCACCGACAGUGCCGCGAGCACGCAAUCGUCACAAAAGACGCAGGAUAAAUCACAGCCGAGAUUGGUUAUGCACAUAAAGAACGGAAAAGUUUUAAAUGGGAACAGUUUGGUGCCCUACGACGGUUCCAGCGAGGAAGAGGACACUUGUCCCUUUGGAACUACGAAGAAUCAAACGUCGAGUACCGUAUCCCGAGUUGACUCUACAAACACUACAAACGGUAUGCCAAAAUGUUCCGUUUCGAAAGACGCGUCGAAGCUGGCCGUCAAUUGUAAAGAGACACAGAAGGCCAACGCUAAGACCAACUCCUCCAAUAGCAUACCGACCACGACGCAGACUACGAUUGUACAAUACGCGAAAACGCAAGGUGCGUCUAACAAUAAUAGCCGAAUAAGCUUGUCGAAGCAUCAGAAUGGGAGAACGGAGACGAAUAGCCAAACGGAACGUGAUCAAGAUACGUGGCAUCAGUAUGUCAAAACUAAGAAUGUAGAGGAGGAGAAGGUGCCUACAAAAGCCAGUAGCGUCAUUAAGGGUUGGCAAAUUUCUAAGGAUACUCCCUCUCCGGCAUCCACUGGGACGCCCAAUGGGUGGUCGGUUACUGAUAACAAAGAAGAUCUUAAAUCAAAUCAAAGUACCACGACACCGAGUGCUGCAGCAGUACGAGAUUUUAAUGGCACCAAUCGUUCGGACACUGUUUCCCAUUUACAGAAAAUGUCGUAUCGAGGAUACGGCAGUUCCUCAGUGUUCAAUUGGAACGGCAAUAGAACGCAACUCGACCGGGAGGCUGAUAACGAUAGACGCGAAGAACGCAAACGACAUUUCAACGCGGACGACGAAGAGAUGGACAGAGGUCGAGUAAAGAAAGUCAAGGACCGUCGAUACGAGGAUAGAGCUGGUAUGAGCUACAAUUCAUUCCAAGAGUACCAGAACAGCAAACCUUGGAAUCGACCCGUUAGUAAUUAUCAUCGAAGACAUUAUUAUAACACUUCCUACAGACGUUCGCGUCAUGGGAAUAGCUAUAGGUCCCAGCAUUAUAGAUAUCACAAUCACUCCCGUGUCUGGCGUGAAAGACUGAACGGGUGAAAGACCAAACGGAAGGAUGUUAGGGACUAUAUCAAUGAUUCGAAUGAAUCCAUUCGUAUAGACUGCAUCAGUUCUCACUUGCUGCAUAGAUACGUCAUUUCUCAAUACGGUUUGGAAGUCAGGACCUGUGUCAGGGGGGGGGGAAGGGACCUAUGAGGUUUCAAUAGUUAAUACGCACGUUUAUUAAUAUCAAUGAUUUAUUCGCAAUUAUUCGCGGAAUCAUUGUUAUCACUGUCCUGUCUCUGUUAUAUAAGUUUGGUAUCUACGUUGUAAAAAAGAAAAAUGACCCGUGGGGGAUAUAAGUAUUACAAAUUAUACCAGUUUGUGUUCGACGUGAGUUAUCUCGUAGAAAUUCUUUUCUGAUCACGAUAUGACAGGAACUAAUUAGUUUUAAGAGGCACAUAUUUGCUACUAAACUCUCACUAGACCCUCGAAAAAUAAAGUUAUAACUUGAUAAUUAUCGUGCUUAUAAUUUUAUGUUAUUUAAUACACUUUUCGAAACGUUGAAUAUUAUCGACAUGAUUAAUUUUUAAGACGUCUGAAAUUAUGGAAAAAUUUACUUAUGACAUAUUGAUUUAAAUUUCAAAUUACUUUUAUUGAAGACGUUGAAUUAGAAAUUAUUUGUUAUAUCAUUGCUUAUCUAAAGUACGAUGUACAUAUGAUAUUACAUUGUAUAUAUGUGUGUGUGUGUGUGUGUGUGCGUGUGUGUACACAUAUACGUAGGUAGGUAUACAUGCAUAUGCACACACAUAUAUAUGUAUAUA
This is a messenger RNA of Harpegnathos saltator (Jerdon's jumping ant), 3842 nucleotides long. RefSeq names its product ubiquitin specific peptidase 36 (gene scny). Gene Ontology annotation, molecular function: cysteine-type deubiquitinase activity. Gene Ontology annotation, cellular component: cytosol; nucleus. Gene Ontology annotation, biological process: regulation of apoptotic process; protein deubiquitination. The transcript is spliced from 7 exons. The record is from RefSeq and is a predicted model, not a curated record. Bases 448 to 3078 code for a protein of 876 amino acids. NCBI's taxonomy places the organism in Eukaryota, Metazoa, Arthropoda, Insecta, Hymenoptera, Formicidae.